Messenger RNA from Nerophis ophidion (straightnose pipefish), 2699 nucleotides. It is a transcript of the gene ved, whose product is annotated as ventrally expressed dharma/bozozok antagonist. Gene Ontology annotation, cellular component: nucleus. Gene Ontology annotation, biological process: neuron projection morphogenesis; central nervous system development; endocrine pancreas development. The transcript is spliced from 3 exons. The coding region runs from base 1799 to 2551 and encodes 250 amino acids. Lineage: Eukaryota; Metazoa; Chordata; Actinopteri; Syngnathiformes; Syngnathidae. The record is from RefSeq and is a predicted model, not a curated record. Gene Ontology annotation, molecular function: sequence-specific double-stranded DNA binding.
UGUGUGUGUGUGUGUGUGUGUGUUCAAUUAAGUUUGAUCACCAGGGAAAACCGCAUCACUGUUGUCUAGAACAGAGGUUUCCAAAGUGUGGCCCGGGGACCAUUUGCAGCCCGCAGCUACAUUUUUAAUGGCCUACAGCACACUCUUAAAAUACCUUAAAAUAAAAAUAAAGUAAAAAAAUACAAAUAAAAAAAGUCAUACUUAACUGAUACUAUGUAGAAACAAUAGACAGUAGCUGUAAUUGUAAUAUAUACAACCAAAUAAGAAGAUUAAUGAGAGCAGGGGUGUCCAAAGUGCGGCCCGGGGGCCAUUUGUGGCCCACAGCUAAUAGUUUACUGGCCCGCCACACAUUCUGCAGAAAUUGCAAAAUUGAUAGUAUUGCAAAAAUUAAAAAAAAACAUUUAAAAAAAGUGGAAUGAGGUGAAAUCUAAUGAGAAAAAGUCGCAAUUUUGACACAAAGCUGCCAUGCAGGAGGUUUUUUUUUUUCUUUUUGUCUUUAUUUUCUUUUUUUUCCAUUGCAUUGCUCAAAAAAAAAAGGACAAAAAAAUCUGUUAUUAUGACUUAUUACUUAAAAAUGAUCCCUUUUAAAAUGUUUUAUGUGGAAAAAAUAUUGCAUAUGUUGUGUGGUUGCCGUAUAAAAACAUCAACGUUUUGACAAAAGAGCAUAAAACAAACAAAAUAAUAGUUCAAACUUAAAAUGGACUGAUAUAUUGGAAGUUGAUCUUGAAAUUUAAGUUUUAAAAGUAAAAAAAAAAAAACAAUAAAAAUGUAUCACUUAAUGAGUGGGGAACCUUUCGGAUCUUAAAUAUAUUUAGUAGGAUUUUAUUUAACUUUUCACUGCGAUUAAUCAAAAAUAUUAAAUAAAAUCAAUGGUGUCCUGCAUUAUUGAUCAUUGAGGGCUUUAAUUGCUAAAUAAAGGAACUCUCCUGAAGGAAUCAAAGUACUAUCUAUCUAAAUACUGCAUAUUUCAGUUUUAGUAUAAAAAACAAAGUUGUCUUUGACAGAAAAGGCAUAAAACCUUAUUUGUUUUACUUUAUAUCAACCUCAAGUUAAUAUAGAAAUUUACUGUAAGCAUUAAAUGAAGAAUAAUGAUAAUAAUUUGACUUAUUUUUUAACAUUUUAGUGACUGAGAUCCUCUAUGCUCCCCAGGAGCCCUAAGGAUUAAAAAAAAAAAAAUAAAUCCAUAUAUUUUGUUAUGGUUUGAAAAUGAAAAAUGUCACAAUGGUCCCCGCAUGCUUAAAUGUUUCCAUGUGGAAAAGUUUGGACACCCCUGAUUUAGAGCAAUAAAUGAUGCAAUUUUCCAUCAAUGUAUUUUAAAUGCAGUAAUAAACAACAUGACAUUGAAGUCCUGGUUGAUGAAACACGACGGCUGUCAAUCAAUGGGUGAUCAGUGGGAUGAGGAAAGUGUUGAUUAUUUAACUUUAAUCCACUUUAAUCCGGGAUGAUCCUCGCCUUGAUCCACUCAGCACUCGUUAGUCCUCAAAAUGCUUCGGCCAUAUUGCUCACGCCGCGGAGACGCUCCGUCAGGAUGUGGACUCUUUUUACAGGGGGGCUGAGGUGUGCCCAUUAUCUUUGAGGAGGCAGGAAGGUGGGGGGGGGGGUCCAGACUGAGUGGAGCCACGGUGGAACAGCCUCAUUGAGACGCUCUCAUUAAGGAGGAGGGGGGGUGUCGGGCUUUGAUGUGCGUCGAGGUGGGACGUGGCCUAUAAAGUACAGGGAAGCUCUUGAGGAACGCCACUUACCUGCACGCCGACCGGACUCAGCACCUUCCAGAAACCUCCUGAGGAUUACUCGCAACAUGAGGGGACACUUCUCCAUCGAGUGGAUGGCCCAAAGCAGCCAGCCCGCCGCCGCCGCCGGGACCGACGCCGAAAGCCUGCCCGGGUUUUAUCGCCGACCGAAGAGCAAGAGCGGACCCCAGCUGGAGCGCAGAGGUGACAACCAUGGAGCGUCCGUGCAGCAGCGAGGGUUGGAGGCGGGCUUCAGCAGCGGGACCGAGGAGGAGACGUCCGGUUACGAGAGCGAGGGCGAGCGUACCACCUCGCCGCCGGCCGCCCCGGCCUCCUCGCCGCCGACCCCCCCCUCGGGGAGGAGGCCCCGUACGGCCUUCACGGCGGAGCAGGUGAGCAGCUUGGAGCGGGCCUUCAAGAGGAACGCCUACCUGGGGACGCAGGACAAGGCGGAGCUCUGCAAGAAGCUCAACCUGUCGGACAAACAGAUCAGAAACUGGUUCCAGAACCGGCGCAUGAAGCUGAAGAGGACGGUCCAGGACGCGCUGGCACACGCCUGCCAGGCCAACGCCGCCUCCCACUUCACGCACUACCCCGAAAUGCAGGCCUUCAGGCCGGCGCCGUACCCCAGGUAUCACCCGGCGCCGCCGCCGCAAGACGCCGCCUUGGCUCACCCUCACGGCCUUCAGUACGCCUCGCCUCUGCCGCCCGCCAUGCCCUCGCUGCCUCUGGACUCUCUCUACCUGCCAGGCGCCAUGAUGCCCGCCGCCACGCCCCCUCCUCUCAUGGGCUCCUACCCAGCCUACCCUCAGUACUACUGACCAAUGGCCUGAAUAUGCUUUUAUUUUGGAACAGGAAGUGUUUUUUUUAAUCCAAAUAGUGUAAUAAUUAUGUUCGUAACGUUUUUGAAGGGUUGUGUGCAAUAAUGUGUCGGAGGGAAUGAUUGCAAAUAAAUGUAUUGACACUGGA